AUGUCGGUCAACUGGGUUAUGCUUGAGCCCUCCUCGACACAGCCCUUUACACCUCUGCCGCACGAACAAACCCUGUACAAGUCGCCAGCGCGCACCACCUUCUCCCUACAGUCGCUCAACAAGUUCCCUGGUAAGGAGCCUGCUCACUGGUCAGCCUCGGCCGGCACCUUGUAUCUUACCAACCGUCGUCUCGUCUACCUACCCACCACGCCGACGCCUCAACUCCAGUCUUUCUCCGUACCUCUUCUCAACACACACGAUUCGCAUGUAGUCGCACCUUGGAUAGGGCCCAACGUCUGGACUGCUCUUGCGCAGCCUGUCCAAGGUGGUGGCAUCCCUACACACAUCCCAGCAUUGGAACUGAAAUUCUCGUUCAAGGAUGGAGGAGCCUAUGACUUCCACUCUGGAUAUGAACGAGUAAAGGAGCGAUUGCAACAACAAGUCGAUGUUGCAAGACAGUCGGGUCAUCUGCAAGGCGACGGCAGCGAGGCUGGACGAGGAAGGGGAGGAGAUGCGCUUGCUGCCGUUGACGUCGCAAACGUCCAUCUCGACGAUUUGCCUGCCUAUGAGGAGACUGGUUCUACAAUUCCAAUGCCUCAACCCCAUGCUCAGCCUGUCCCGCUGUCGGCAACCACACAAGCUACCAGGUCGCCCGAGUCUCAUGCGCCAGAGGUCUUUACACCCCCUGCUGAGCCACCGCCAGGAUACGAGCAGGUGCAAAGGGAGACUGUGGAAGAUGAGCUGGAGAGGAGAUUGAGCAGUGGUCGUAUCCUCUAG
Messenger RNA from Aureobasidium pullulans EXF-150, 777 nucleotides. RefSeq lists its product as uncharacterized. Gene Ontology annotation, cellular component: nucleus. The transcript has 2 exons. The record is from RefSeq and is a predicted model, not a curated record. Gene Ontology annotation, biological process: positive regulation of DNA-templated transcription. NCBI's taxonomy places the organism in Eukaryota, Fungi, Ascomycota, Dothideomycetes, Dothideales, Saccotheciaceae. Gene Ontology annotation, molecular function: transcription coactivator activity; chromatin DNA binding. Bases 1 to 777 code for a protein of 258 amino acids.